AUGGGCCUACUCUCAACCACAGCAGAUGCACUGAAGAGCCGGAUUGACUCGGCCUGCAGCGACCCGGACAACGGAUUGCCUGGUGCUGCAGCUGCAGUCAUUGGAAAGGAUGGCAAAUUGCUGUUCUCUCACGCAGGUGGAAAGAGAGGACAUGGAAGCACCGAGCCAUUAGGAGCCGACAGUGUCUUUUGGAUUGCAUCCUGUACCAAGUUGAUUACUGGAAUUGCGUGCAUGCAGCUCGUGGAACAGGGGAAAUUGUCCUUGGAUGAUGCCAAUGAGAUUGAGCGCAUCUGUCCGGAGUUGGAGGAAGUCAAAGUCUUACAAGAAGAUGGCUCCUUGGUGGACAAGGCGAGGGGAAUUACGUUGAGGAUGCUAUUGACCCAUACUGCUGGCUUUGGAUAUGCCUUUAUGAAUGACAAACUUCGGGACUCGAGCCGCCCUGUUGGCUUCGACGAGUUCUCCGGGUAUUUUAAUGACUUCAAACAGCCACUGGUGCACCAGCCAGGAGAAGCUUGGGAGUAUGGUGUCAAUAUCGAUUGGGUCGGUGUGGUGAUCGAACGUAUAACCAAGAAGACAUUGAAUGAAUACUUUCACCAACACAUCUUCGAGCCACUAGGCCUGACCGAGAUCUCCAUGCUCCCGAGUCCAGCCAUGAAAGAGAAAUUGGCUUAUAUGCACCAACGCGACUCGGCCGGAAGAAUCUCUCCGCGGGAUCAUCUUCUCCGACGGCCACUAACGGUGGAAACCAAGUCCGAUGCCGAGUCCUUGUUCAAUAGUGGUGGAGCUGGAUGUUUCUCAACACCCCAAGAUUAUUGCCAAAUUUUAGCAAUUCUUCUGAAUGACGGCACUUCACCAACCACCGGAUCACAGCUUUUGAAGAAAGACACCGUAGACGAAAUGUUCCGCAACCAAAUCGCGAACCUUCCACCCCUGUCUGAAAAGUACAUUCCCAACGCAAAGCCUGACCUGACAAACUCUGGCACUGGGCUUCACCCAACUGUCGCCGGUGACCGUCAGGGUUGGGGACUGACCUUCCUGCUAACUGGGGGCUUGACGGGUCGUUCUGUGACAACUGCCCAAUGGUCUGGUCUCCCUAACCUCUACUGGUGGUGUGAUCGUGAAAAUGGGUUGGCUGGUUUUGUCUGUGCCCAGAUUCUGCCAUUUGGUGAUGCCAAAGUCUUCCAGCUGUAUCAGGACAUCGAGGCGGGUGUGUAUAAAGAUCUUGCAUCGGCUUAA
Molecule: messenger RNA, 1236 nt
Organism: Penicillium nucicola
Lineage: Eukaryota; Fungi; Ascomycota; Eurotiomycetes; Eurotiales; Aspergillaceae
Product: serine hydrolase domain-containing protein
Exons: 4
Coding region: 1-1236 (411 amino acids)
Source: RefSeq, a predicted model, not a curated record